GGCCGGGCGGUGGAUGCGGAGGGGCGCACAGAGACCCGGCCCCGCCCGAGGCCGUUCGCACCGCGGCCCCGCCCCCGGCUCCGCCCCGCCGGCUUCGCGGGCUGGAGAGCGAGGGAGCCGCGGGCGAGGGAUCGCAGGAUGAGCGAUCGCGGCCCGGGCAGCCGGCAGCGGACGCGCCCCCCGAGCCCACCGGCCCGCGCCCCACGGCCCCGCGGCCCCGGUCCCGGCCGCGCAGCCCGCGUCCCCGGAGGCCUGCGGGCCAUGCCCGGCCGGCCCUAAACGCGGACCGGGGGGCGUCCCCUUGCGCCCGGGCCCCGCGCUGGCGCCCCCCGGGCCGCCGCCCGGCGCGGGGGCCAUGGCGUUCACCUUCGCCGCGUUCUGCUACAUGCUCACCCUGGUGCUGUGCGCCUCCCUCAUCUUCUUUGUCAUCUGGCACAUCAUAGCCUUUGACGAGCUGCGGACCGACUUCAAGAACCCCAUCGAUCAGGGGAACCCAGCGCGGGCACGCGAGCGUUUAAAAAACAUCGAACGCAUCUGCUGCCUCCUGAGGAAGCUGGUGGUCCCAGAAUACUCCAUCCACGGCCUCUUCUGUCUGAUGUUUCUGUGUGCAGCAGAGUGGGUGACCCUGGGCCUCAACAUCCCCCUCCUCUUCUACCACCUCUGGAGGUACUUCCAUCGCCCGGCGGAUGGCUCUGAGGUCAUGUAUGAUGCGGUCUCCAUCAUGAAUGCUGACAUCCUCAACUACUGCCAGAAGGAGUCCUGGUGCAAACUCGCCUUCUACCUGCUCUCCUUCUUCUAUUACCUGUACAGACCGAAAGACACACACACACACAUACCCAUUACACAUAUUGAAAACUCCAGAAGAUGUGAAGUCCCAGAGAGUGGGUGGUAUAGUCGGGACAGGAUCCUGCACCAGGCCUGGCCCGUCAGCUCUCCCGUGGUCCAACCGAUUUGGGGGUGGAGGUGUGCUGAUCCACCUCCUGAAGUUGCAUUUGAAACUCCUGAGUCAUUGCUGGCCCUGCAAUCCAUCUGAAAGUGAGACAUGCUCCCCCCACCCCCGCAAGCCUCACUCCUGAGGCCCGGUGUGUUCCUUUCUCUCUGCCCAGUUUGUGACCACUCUCACCCUCUUCAGAGGUAGAAGGGGCCUCCUCUCUGACACCUUUAGUCACCACGUUCUAGAGAGCAAAAUCAGGUCCUCUGCAACCUGCUUCUAGCUACCCAGUGUCCAGUUACACCAGGUGACUUUCCUACUUUCUAAACACAGCGCACGUGAUCUAAUCGUGCCUUUGCUCAGAAGUCCCCUCCACCUGGGAUGCCCUUCCCCCUCAUAUCCAUUUGUCCAAAGCCUAGUUAUUCUUUAAGAAUCAGUUUAACUUGUGCCUCUCAGACAAAGGGAACAGAGGACUGACCUGGCUGGGGAUUGAGGCCAGAAGCUGGGUUCCAGGCUCCUUCUGGGUACACCAGUUUGCCCUGGUUAUGAAUUCUAUUAGGACCGGGCCAGUGUCAUUCUCCACUCCUACCCUUGUCUUCACAGUGCCAAACACAAUACUUGGAUGUAGAAGAUACCCAAUAAACAUCUGUGUCCAAUAAAUAAAUAAUAAACGGAUGAA
This is a messenger RNA of Zalophus californianus (California sea lion), 1610 nucleotides long. It is a transcript of the gene CNIH2, whose product is annotated as cornichon family AMPA receptor auxiliary protein 2. The record is from RefSeq and is a predicted model, not a curated record. The coding region runs from base 356 to 1033 and encodes 225 amino acids. Gene Ontology annotation, biological process: regulation of AMPA receptor activity; vesicle-mediated transport. Gene Ontology annotation, cellular component: synapse; dendrite. Lineage: Eukaryota; Metazoa; Chordata; Mammalia; Carnivora; Otariidae. The transcript has 6 exons.